AUUCUUAAUUUCAAUCGUCUCAUCUAAACGUGUAUAAACUUUUUAAACGCUAGGUGGAAACCAGAGGGUUGCCAGGGCAACAAAUUUAUAAGCGAUAUAGAUACAAUGAAUAUUACUAAUAUUCUCUUUUCAAAGUACAUAGCGCUGACUGGAAUAUCUCAAACAUUUUUUUAAUAAGUCAACCCGUUUCUCCAGCAAAAUAAAAUAUCUCGUUUUUUCUUCCCAACGUUUAGAUUUCGCACCAUUAUCAAAGUUUAGCCCUAACUCACACUUACUGACGUUAUACCGAGCUGUGAUCAAUUGUAUCUCACGGAACUUAAUUAGAGAUUCUGGCACACAUAAAUAUCAGAUUCCUUUCUUUUCGCACCCUAAUCAACAACCAAGACUCAAGAACAAAAAUGAAUUCAUGUCAGCCUAAAAGUACUCUACUAUUUAUAAACAAACAAGACUUAAAGAUCUGAAACCAAACAUUUCAGAUGAUUGGAGAAAAAGUUUUACAUAUACCUGGAAUUACUCAAAGUGAUGAUAUUGAGAGGUUACUUACAGUUGGUGGACAAUCAAUAAAUGAACCACAAGAUUUAGAUAAUGAUAGACAACGAGUAGCUAUUGGUUGUUCUGAAAACUCUAAUAAAGCUAAUUGUCGAAUAAAUAAAGAAUCUACACACCGUCCAUCAAAAGGACAUUCAGUGUCAAAAUGUACCCCUGUCAAGGAAGUGAGAACAAAAAUAAGAAAAACUGCAAGAAUAAAAAAACCCAAAACUAACUAUCAGGAAUCAACUAAAAUUGAAUCCAUGCUGUCUGCAAAUGAGUUUGAGCCAGCUCUUAGCUCUGGUAUGGUGGCUACAAUGAAUCUUUUACAUGCUAAGGAUAUCAGCAGCACUUCAACUGGUCCUGUCAGAAAAGUAGACUUUAAUCAAGAUCUUGGACUCUUCUACAGAGCUAAACAACAGAAUUAUAAUACAGAAGAACUAACAGAAAUUAACGAAACUCCAGAUAUUACUGUGAAUUUACCAUUCGACCAAGCAGAUGCUGAAGAAGCUGGGAUCACUGGAUGUGACUGCUGCUGUUCCCUGGUUAUGUGCUUUCCAUGAGUUUCAGAUAAAGUGAUAGUCACAUGGGCUGGGCGAUGUGAAUAAAUGAUUAAUCAGAACCUUUACUAAUUAAACUUUUGAUUAAUGUUUAUAGUUUUAAUAAAUUAGGAAUUUAUUGAUACCUGUGUAUUUUUAUGUGGCAUAGCAGGCUGUUGCUAAUGCUAAUCACUAACAGUGUAUAUAUUGUACCAACUGAAAUACCUGUCAACUGAUGGGGAGUGUUUAAAGUUAAUUAAAACAAUGUAAGUUUAACAGCAAUCAUAUGUUUCAAAGUAAUAACUUGAACAUAAAGGUUCAGUGAAAAAAAGAGUAAUACUGCAACCAACAUGUUUCUCGGUACUUCACUAGCUAAAAACCCCCCCAAUGGCACAGCGGUAUGUCUGUGGACUUACAACGCUAGAAUCCGGGUUUCGAUACCCGUGGUGGGUAGAGCACAGAUAGCCCGUUGUCUAGAUUUGUGCUUAAUUACAAACAAACAAACACCUCAACAUUCAUUGUUUUCUUUAUGUCUGUGUUGACAACAUGCAUAAAGAGAGCUUUCAGAGGCAAUUUUAAACUAUAACAAUGAAAAGGUGUGAACCAUGUGCUUCAUUGUUGUAUAAACCUCUUAUUAACCCUCUAAAUAUAGGGUUGGUCAAAGUGACUGACCUUUUAACUAUCAUAUAACCACUACUGUAACUUUUAGUGUUAUAAAAGUAUCUUCAUGAAAUUUGGCAAGCUUUUUAGUAUAUAUAUAUAUUUAAAAUAAUAAUAUUUUUUUUCAUUAAGUAUUUUAUUAAAGAUUUAUUAUGGAAUUUAUAUAGUUAGAGUCUGAUUGGAUUUUUAACAGAGAUAUAAGUGCACUGAAAUUAUUUGCUUAGGUGGUUGACGCGAACCCAACAGUGAAGAACUUCAAUCUGAGAACAAAAUAAGUUAAACGUUCCCAUAAGAAAGCCUUUUUUCAAUAUACGUCAUUCAGUAAAUUAAAACUUUACUUUCUGUUGGUUGUAAGUAACGUAAUAACAAAUAUCAGAGUGUUACUGGAUAGUUGAACAUGAUCUCAAGGUAAGUCACUUUAGGUUUAAUCAGUUUCAACUGAAGGUAUAUAAAUAGGGUCAAUACAGAAAACUUCCUUGAGGAUUUUGGUUAAUAGAGCAUGUUUGAUAAAUCGAGUUAGUUGUUAAUAUGCAUUUUACUUUGGAAAUAAAACAAUCAUGAUUGCAAAAACUAUAACAAACAAAUGGCAAAUUGUUGUAAUCUAAAGUAAAAUGUUUUUUUUUUUCAUAUUAGCUGUUGGAAAAUGUAAUUAGUCAGAAAGCUUGCCUAUUGUCGCUUAUCAUGUUGCAUUGAUAACAAUAUAUGACCUAUUAUUACAAUGUAAAGUUUUCAUGAAGAACAGUUUGUUUGUUUGUUUUGAAUGUCGCGCAAACCUA
Limulus polyphemus (Atlantic horseshoe crab) is the source of this 2503-nucleotide messenger RNA. RefSeq lists its product as uncharacterized. The record is from RefSeq and is a predicted model, not a curated record. The coding region runs from base 477 to 1091 and encodes 204 amino acids. The transcript is spliced from 7 exons. Lineage: Eukaryota; Metazoa; Arthropoda; Merostomata; Xiphosura; Limulidae.